This is a messenger RNA of Hibiscus syriacus, 470 nucleotides long. Its product is annotated as ubiquitin carboxyl-terminal hydrolase 5-like. Bases 95 to 439 code for a protein of 114 amino acids. The record is from RefSeq and is a predicted model, not a curated record. Gene Ontology annotation, molecular function: cysteine-type deubiquitinase activity. Gene Ontology annotation, biological process: protein deubiquitination. NCBI's taxonomy places the organism in Eukaryota, Viridiplantae, Streptophyta, Magnoliopsida, Malvales, Malvaceae. The transcript has 2 exons.
CAAGGAACAACGACGAGCAAGUAAAAAGCUUGAUUUAUGGAGGCUUCCCGAAGUUGUAGUCAUUCAUCAAAAAAGAUUCUCGUACAGCCGGUCAAUGAAGCAUAAAGUAGAAACUUUUGUCAACUUCCCUAUUCACGAUUUUGACCUAACGAAUUAUGUAGCUGACAAGAGAAGUUCCCGUUCUCAACUCUACGAACUCUAUGCCUUAACCAACCCUUAUGGUGGCAUGGGCAGUGGCCACUACACCGCGCACAUCAAACUUCUAGACGAGAAUAGGUGGUACAACUUUGACGACAGCCAUAUAUCACCAAUAAACGAAGAAGAUGUAAAGUCGGCUGCUGCGUAUGUCCCGUUUUAUCGAAGAGCAAAGUCCGAUACCUCAGGCAGCGGUGUUGCAGGGUCUCGUAGAGCUCGUGACAUAACGUCUUAUAAGCAUUGAAGUGCAGGCACAUGCUUUAAAAGUAUUCGCU